Molecule: messenger RNA, 1972 nt
Organism: Piliocolobus tephrosceles (Ugandan red Colobus)
Lineage: Eukaryota; Metazoa; Chordata; Mammalia; Primates; Cercopithecidae
Gene: RSKR
Product: ribosomal protein S6 kinase related
Exons: 12
Coding region: 38-1369 (443 amino acids)
Biological process (GO): protein phosphorylation
Molecular function (GO): ATP binding; protein serine/threonine kinase activity
Source: RefSeq, a predicted model, not a curated record
UCACAGAAAUUUCUAGUCCUAGUGUGACUCUGGCCCCAUGCUGAUGGGUUUCUGCACACUGGAAGAGGCGGGGCUCAUGUCAUGCAGCAUCAGGGAGAGGAAUUGCUUAUGUAACUGGGACAGCAGAUUUAGCAGAGAGAGGAGGCAGAGGCUGGGGAUGGGAGCAGUAAACUGUCGGCAGGGGCAACACACCCGGUUGACUGUUCCUCACAAGCAGGGUGGCAACAUCCGGGGUCCCUGGGCCCGAGGCUGGAAGAGCCUCUGGUCAGAUGUGGGAACCAUCAGGUCAGAUCUGGAAGAACUCUGGGAACUACGGGGGCAUCACUAUCUGCACCAGGAGUCCCUAAAGCCAGCCCCACUACUGAAGCCUCUGCCAGAGUGGCCAGUGCCUCAGUUCAUCAACCUCUUUCUACCAGAGUUUCCCAUUAGGCCCACUAGGGGGCAGCAGCAGCAGCUGAAGAUUUUAGGCCUUGUGGCUAAAGGCUCCUUUGGAACUGUCCUCAAGGUGCUAGACUGCACCCAGAAAGCUAUAUUUGCAGUGAAGGUGGUGCCCAAGGUAAAGGUCCUACAGAGGGACACUGUGAGGCAGUGCAAAGAGGAGGUUAGCAUCCAGCGACAGAUCAACCAUCCCUUUGUACACAGCUUGGGGGACAGCUGGCAGGGAAAACGGCACCUUUUCAUUAUGUGUAGCUACUGCAGCACAGAUCUGUACUCCCUUUGGUCGGCUGUUGGCUGCUUUCCUGAGGCUUCCAUCCGUCUCUUUGCUGCCGAGUUGGUCCUGGUACUGUGUUAUCUCCAUGACUUGGGCAUCAUGCACCGAGAUGUGAAGAUGGAGAAUAUUCUUCUAGAUGAACGAGGCCAUCUGAAACUGACAGACUUCGGUCUGUCCCGCCACCUGCCCCAGGGAGCUCGAGCCUACACUAUCUGUGGCACUCUUCAGUACAUGGCCCCAGAGGUCCUAAGUGGAGGACCUUACAACCAUGCCGCUGAUUGGUGGUCCCUGGGUGUCUUGCUUUUCUCUCUGGCAACGGGAAAGUUUCCAGUGGCUGCAGAGAGAGAUCAUGUGGCCAUGUUGGCAAGUGUGACCCACAGUGACUCUGAGAUCCCAGCUUCUCUUAACCAGGGCCUCUCACUCCUGCUUCAUGAGCUCUUAUGCCAGAACCCACUCCAUCGUCUACGUUAUCUGCAUCACUUCCAGGUCCACCCUUUCUUUCGGGGUGUGGCCUUUGACCCAGAGCUCCUACAGAAGCAGCCAGUGAACUUUGUCACGGAGACACAAGCUACGCAGCCCAGUUCAGCAGAGACCAUGCCCUUCGACGACUUUGACUGUGAUCUGGAGUCCUUCCUGCUCUACCGUAUCCCUGCUUGAGCCUCUCUACUGUAAAUUGGGGCCUGGUUGGGAGCCUGAAGAUCUCCAUCACUGCCCACUCAGUAUGACCACCUUGAUAAUCCAGUUUGUUUUUAUUUUGUAGCCUCUUACCAUUCUGUUCUCCUAGGCUUUAGACCAGAGUUCCAACCUUGAACAUUCUGCUACUGGCAGCCACAGCUGGCCCUAUUCCUUCCCUAUCAUACAACCUACCUCUCAAUUCAACAUCUCAGAUCAGGGUGGUGACCUUUUCCUUUUCUUUACUUCUCCAGUGCUCUUACCCUCAGGCUGUCAGCCAGGGCUGCUUCCGCUUGUUUCCUUUCUUGAGCAAUAAUAAUACUUCAUGGGUUCCCAGGGUGCUAUUGAUGUGUUUAAUAGGCUUGUCAGAAGCAAUAUGAAUUUUUUUUUUUUUUUUUUUUGAGACAGAGUCUCACUGUGUUGCCCAGGCUGGAGUGCAGUGGCACAAUCUCAGUUCACUGCAACCUCCGCCUCCCGGGUUCAAGUGAUUUUCAUGCCCCAUCCUCCCGAGUAGCUGGGAUUACAGGUGCACACCAUUAUGCCCAGCUAAUUUUUGUAUUUUUUAGUAGAGACAGGGCUUCACCAUGU